AUAUUUUUAUGUAUAUGAAAAGGCGGGAUAAGCGUAGGUCGCCAUUGUGUAAUAAAUAGAAGAAAAGGCGGGAUAAAAUAAUGCAUUGUAGACAUUUUGCUGAGAAUAUUUAAAUCAUUUGCGAUUAUUGCAUAAUUUAAUAUGAACGAAUUAGAUCAUUAUAAUAAGAGUAAAGAAACAGAUGUUGAGAUGUCUGCUUUAGAAGUAUCCAGCGAGUCAAAUAAAACAGCAGGCAAAAGACAACGUGCGAUAUCUUCUGAAGAUGAAACAUUACCUGCAAAGAAGUCUCGCAAUUCUACAGAACAAGAAGUAUCAGCUUCAAAUAGAUCAACAUCGCAUGAUGCAACUGAUGAUGUGAAGAAAGAAAUAAAAGAAAAUACAAACUCAACGAAUAAUCAGGAAAGCAUAUCUUUAUCGACUAAUAAUAUCAAUAAGAAAUCUAAUGACGAAGAAGAAGACAAAGAAGAGGAUGAAGAAGAAAUAGAAGAGAAAAAAGAAGUAAAAGAAGAAAAAGAGGAAGAAAAGGAAGAAGAAAAAAAAGAACAAGAAAAUAAUGGAAACAGUUCGCCAAAAGCAAAUGAUAGUACAAAUGAAACUGACGAUGAAAAAUCAAAUGAUGAACCAAAAGAGGAGGAUUCUUCUAAGAUUAUUGAAACACUUGACAAAUCUAUUGCAAAUGAGAGCAUGAACAAUUCAUUGAAAACUAAGGAAAAUAGUGGAGAGGAAAGCAUUAAUUUGAAUGUUACUAUGUCAUCUACUACAGAAACAGAAGUAGUAGAUGGACUAGAACUUUCAGUAGAAUGCGCAAGUGAUAAGGAAGAAUCUAGUUCUGAAAGCGAUAAAGAUAAAGAUCUUAAACCAAGAACAAAAACGAUUAUUGUCAAAGCUAAACCGAAUGAAUCUGAACUUGAAUUUAGUUCGUCCGAAGUAGAAGAAUUUGAAGAACAAAAUUUGAAGGAGAAAAAGAAAAAUCUUAAAUUAGGAAAGCAAAAAAAUCUUAGAACAUCUUCCAACGCGAAAAUUUCUGGUUCCGAAGAUAGUUCAGAUAAAAAUAUGGAAGAGGAAGAAUAUAAGCCACAAAAUAAGAAAAAAGUUAAGAAAAAUUUGAAUAAAAGAUCUACCAAACCUUCGACUGAAUCUAAAAGAGGUCGUGGUGCACGAAAAGUUAAUUUGAAGAAAGGCAAUGAUAAAAGUUCGAUUAAUGACAAUGAAGAUGAGGAUAAUGAUGAUGAUGAUAAAGACAAUGACGUUGAAAAGAAUGACAACAAAGAAAUUGCUGAAAGAGUAACCAAAUCAGUUGAUGAAAAUAAAGACAAACAAAAGCACUAUUCAUCUGAUAAUGAAUCAUCCGGAAGCAAGAGUGAAAGUAACAAUGAUCCAGAUCAAGCAAAGGAUGAUAAAAAGAAGAUACGUGCUUUUAACAAAUUUGAAGAUGAUAAGAGGAUAAAAUCAUUAAAAAAAUUUAUAAGAGCUGCUGGUAUUAACGUUAAAUCCUAUCAAGAACUAUGCAGAGGAUGCAAGUCUAAUGCUGCUAGAGUAAGACGACUAAAAUCAUUGUUGGAAGAACAUGGAAUUAGCGGAAGACCGACUUUGGAGAAGUGCAAGAAAGUGAAAGAACAUAAUGAAAGACUAAAAGAAGUAUCUGAAUUAGAUAAGAGCAAUAUUAUAUCAGAAGGACGUAUUACACGCUCUCGCAGAGGUAUGGAUAAUAAUAAGAAUUCAAUAAUAUCCCCGGAAACUCCAUCACGAUAUCGCGAAACUCGCAACGCGUACAAAAGAAUUCAAACUGUUAUCGAUAGCGAUUCUGAGUGAAAGCUAAGUUAAGUUUACUUAUAUAGAUCGUUCAUAUAAAAUAUUUUUUAUCGGAAUUUCUAACAUUAAAGUUUAUGCACGAAUAUUUGUUAUUAUUUCGCCUUAAUAAUGUCUCUAUUGUGUAUCUUACAUAUAUAAAUAUAUAUUUAUAAAAAUAAUCACUCUAUCUUAACGAGAAAA
Molecule: messenger RNA, 1992 nt
Organism: Polistes canadensis
Lineage: Eukaryota; Metazoa; Arthropoda; Insecta; Hymenoptera; Vespidae
Product: myb-like protein X
Exons: 5
Coding region: 142-1812 (556 amino acids)
Cellular component (GO): nucleus
Source: RefSeq, a predicted model, not a curated record